Gekko japonicus is the source of this 750-nucleotide messenger RNA. RefSeq names its product guanine nucleotide exchange factor VAV3-like. Gene Ontology annotation, molecular function: protein binding; guanyl-nucleotide exchange factor activity. The transcript is spliced from 9 exons. Gene Ontology annotation, biological process: cell migration; regulation of GTPase activity. Lineage: Eukaryota; Metazoa; Chordata; Lepidosauria; Squamata; Gekkonidae. The record is from RefSeq and is a predicted model, not a curated record. Bases 130 to 750 code for a protein of 206 amino acids. Gene Ontology annotation, cellular component: cytoplasm; plasma membrane.
AAAUGCGGAGCUGGAGCUCACAAAGAAUGUUUGGGAAGACUAGACAGUUGUGGCAGAGUUAAUUUGGGCGAACAUGGGACCCUGAAACACGAGAAACGGCCAAAUGGACUUCGAAACAGCUCCAGACAUAUGGACCCAGGCUUACCAAAAAUGCAGGUAAUUAGAAACUACAGCGGAAUACCCCAGCCAGCACCACAUGAUGGCCCUCCACUACACAUCCAGACUGGGGACAUAGUUGAACUCAUCAGAGGAGAUGCACACAGUCUCUUUUGGCAGGGUAGAAAUCUAGUGACAGGGGAGCUUGGUUUCUUUCCAAGUGAUGCAGUAAAACCUUGUCCAUGUGUUCCUAAACCAGUAGACUACUCUUCUCAGCCAUGGUAUGCAGGAGCAAUGGAAAGAUUGCAAGCAGAGACUGAACUUAUUAACCGGAUAAAUAGCACUUACCUAGUGCGGUAUAGGACUAAAGAGUCAGGAGAAUACGCCAUUAGCAUUAAGUACAAUAAUGAAGUGAAGCACAUCAAGAUUUUAACACGAGAUGGCUUUUUUCACAUUGCAGAAAAUAGAAAAUUUAAAAGUUUAAUGGAACUUGUGGAGUACUACAAGCACCACUCUCUCAAAGAAGGCUUCAGAAGUUUGGACACAACUCUCCAGUACCCAUAUAAGGAAUAUGAACAUUCAGUUGACCAAAGGAGUAACCGACCACCUAGCAACUGUAAGCUUUACUUUUUAAUAUCAAAGGCACAGCAAUAA